UAGAGACUAUGCGCUGGGAACGAAAUCAAUGAGCUAACAAGCUUGCGAGUUAGCAGUUAGUUAAUUAAGUCGGCGUUAUUGGAUCAUGGAAGCCAAGCGCCCCUUCUCCCGAGUACGAGCCCCAGUCUUCUCCCCCUUUUGUACUCCAGCGUGCGUCUCGUCGGUACGGUCUUUGGGGGCGCUCUUUGGGGCCGCUGUUUAUGGCGCUGUGUUUGGGGUGCUGUUUGGGGCGCUCGUCGGGACGUUCUUUAGGAAACUCGUCGGGACUCCCUUUCGGGUCUAACGCCAAGACCGACCGUGCUAGUCGACGUCGUCGUAGUCGAGCUCAACUGCGAACACUGCGAGGCCGGACGCCGUAGGGCUUACGCGACCUGCCAGACGUCUUAAUUAGAGGUCAAAUAGACGGAGAAUCGUUUGCGCGAUGGAUGAAUACGAUUACGACGGAAGAGGAAGAUCCGCCGGUGCCGGGAGACGUCCCGGGAAGUCUCGUGAUCCGGAAGAAGAGGACGAUUUCGAUAUACGCGAGAAGAACACGAGUGAUCAUGGUACUCUUCAACGAUUGGACAGCAUGCAAGAUCCGGAAAAGAGAUAUGCUCUCAAAGAAGUCAUUGGUUCUGGAGUUUGCGGCGACGUUUACGAGGCGAUCGACCAAAAAGCCGGCAACAAAAAAGUGGCGAUUAAGAUACAAAAGCUUACGCCGGAGACGCAGGCCUUGAUCGUCGAAGAAUAUAGGGUAUUGCGAGAUUUCGCGGGACAUCCCAACCUUCCAGAUUUUUAUGGAAUUUAUCGAAGGAGAUCGGGAAAGAAGACGGAAUAUGAUCAAAUAUGGCUCGUCAUGGAGCUCUGCGAAGGCGGAUCCGUAAUGGACUUGGUGAGAGGUCUCAUCGCUUCGAACAAAAAGAUGCGCGAGAAACACAUAGCUUAUAUACUUAAGGAGGUAAUCAAGGCGUUGAUACAUCUACACGAAAACAACGUCAUUCACCGAGACGUUCGCGGCAGCAAUGUACUUUUGACGAAGGAGGGCGAAGUCAGACUGAUAGAUUUCGGUCUUUCGAGGAUGAUAAAGGGCGAGCUUGGUAGAAGAAACAGUUGUAUAGGCUCGCCGAAUUGGAUGGCGCCUGAAGUGGUGACCAGUAAGGCCGGUGGCUCUGAUAGCGGAUACGGAAGUCGCGUGGACGUCUGGGCGAUCGGCAUAAUGGCGAUAGAAUUAGCAGACGGCAGACCACCCUUUCAAGAUAUGCAUCCUACUCGCGCGCUCUUUCAGAUCGUAAGAAAUCCACCGCCGACCCUCUACAGACAGUCCAAUUGGUCGCAAAAUUUUAACGACUUUAUUUCGGAAUGUCUAGAAAAAAAUCCUGACAACAGACCGUUCAUGGCCGAAAUCAUUGAACAUCCUUUUCUAGCGGAACUACCGGAAAACGACUAUUUGCUGACCCAAGAAAUUAAGGCACUGGCUAUGGACGUUUUGGAGAAGGGCAAAGCGGGUAGGCAGCCGGAAGCGAUCGUUCGAAAAAAUUUGUUAAAGACUCAUCAAACCAAUCCACCGGAAGCGAUGUUCACCGAGGAUCUUGCGGCCCUCGAAGUUUUAACGGAGGACGCGAUCUUGGACGAGUUGCAGGAGAGACUACAGCAGGGCCACUUUCAUACGUUCGUCGGGGACGUUCUUCUGAUAUUAAAUCCCAACGAGGAUUACGAUAUUUACGGAGCUCAGGAUCAUACAAAGUAUCAGUGCAAAUCGCGCUCCGACAAUGCACCUCACGUUUACUCCAUCGCAGAUAGCGCUUAUCAAGACGUCCUUCACAACGAGGAACCUCAACACAUUUUGUUCGCCGGCGAGAGUAAUUCGGGCAAAACGACCAACAUGUUGCAUGCCAUCGAACAUCUCAUGUUCCUCGGAAAGAGCUUGCAAGACACCGGAGCUAGACUGAUGAAAGCUUUGAAGGUGAUUCAUGUAUUUAGCAACGCCGCGACCCCUCUCAAUCCAAACUCGACGAGAUGCGUGCUACAGACACAAACGACGUACGGUUCCUCCGGGAAAGCGUCCGGAGCGAUAUUUUGGCUCUAUCAAUUGGAAAAGUGGCGCGUUUCGACGCGCGACAAGAAUCAAUCGAAUUUUCAUAUAUUUUAUUACUUUUACGAUGGCCUCGAAGCGGCUGGAAAAUUAAGACAAUACAAUCUUCCAAGCGGAAGGAGAAUGCGAUAUCUUCGAAUCGGCGAAAAGGGAAACGAACGAAAGCGAUCGUUUAAAGUAAGAAACGAUCCCGAUGGAAACGUAACUAGAUUCGGAGUUAUGAAAGAGAAUCUAAAAAUCAUGGAGAUGGAGGAAUACUUUGACACGAUGUGGAAGAUAUUAGCGGCCAUCUUGUUACUCGGAGAAAUCAGAUUCGUCGAAGAUAGUAACGGUGAGGCCGAAAUGGAUAGCAAUGAAACGGCAAACAAAGUCGCGGAAUUGCUCGGUCUGGAUCAAAAAAAGUUUUCUUGGGCUUUGAUCAACUAUUGCCUAAUUAGAAAAGGAGCGGCCAUUCGCAAAAAGCAUACGUGCGAGGAGGCAAGAGAGGCAAGGGACGUCUUGGCGAAUACGAUUUAUCAACGAUUCGUCGAUUGGCUCAUUAACAUGAUGAACCUCAAAUUCACGGUGACUCGUACUCUUUUCGGUGACAAGUAUUCCAUAAGCGUGCUCGAUCUCUUUGGUUUCGAGUGUUUCGCGGUGAACCGUAUCGAACAAUUGUUCGUGAAUACCACCAACGAACAGAUGCAAUGCCAUUACAAUCAACGAAUAUUCGCAUGGGAAAUGCAAGAGCAAGAAGAAGAGGAUAUAAAGGUACAAAAAUUCCAUUUCUACGACAACAAGGACGCGAUCGAUCGACUGAUGGGAAAGGACAAUGGAUUGUUUCACAUUAUAGACGAAGCAUCGAGACAACUCCAGGACGUUCAAUAUAUUUUCGAAAAGAUAAAACAAGAAAUACAAGGGACACAUAUAAAACAAAUAAGCUCGCACGAAUUUACCAUAGCCCAUUACACCGGGAAACUCGUUUACGACGCGAGCGAGAUCUCCGAGAAAAAUCGCGACUUUGUUCCGCCGGAGAUGAUCGAAACACUGAGACAGUCCUCUUUCGAUAUCGUCAAAGAUAUGUUCACGAACAAGCUAACGAAAGCUGGUAAUCUUACGAUAGUGGUGGAUAAUCAGAAAACAGAGGAGGAGAAGAAAAUACCGAAAAGUAAAUGGGGAGCUAUCAUACAAGAGAAUAUGAAACUUAGGAAAUACAACACUGCUUCGAAGGGGCAAUAUUCGCAAACUCGCAAGAUGAGAACCUGCGCGGCGACAUUUCGAUCCACCAGUCUCGAAAUUUUGAAGAGCCUCCUGGUGGGCGGUGGAAGCGGUGGUAUACACUUCGUCAGAUGCAUUCGUGCCGAUCUCGAGGGUAUACCACAAGGUUUUUAUCGCGACGUAGUCAGGCAACAAAUCAGAGCAUUGGCCGUAUUAGACACCGCCAAGGCUAGACAACGAGGCUACCCAUACAGAAUAACCUUUCAGGAAUUCCUUCGAAGAUACAAAUUUUUGGCCUUUGACUUUGACGAGAACGUGGAGAUAACUAAGGACAAUUGUCGACUGCUUUUAGUAAGAUUAAAAAUGGAAGGAUGGAUCAUCGGGAAAACUAAAGUAUUUCUAAAGUAUUACAACGAGGAAUAUUUAUCGCGAUUGUACGAGACCCAAGUGAAGAAGAUCGUCAAGGUACAAUGCAUGAUGAGAGCGUUCUUGGCGCGCAAGAAUAUUGCGAGCAAAGUCAUCAACCUGAAGAAACAAGUUGUGAAGAAAGCGUCGAUAAGGAAGAAGGAGCCGUCGAUAGAUAUGACGCAAGAGGAAGCUGCGCUGAUGAUACAGAAAGCAUACAGGGGCCACAUUGUGAGGAAGGAAAUGGCUCCAUUGCUGAAGGGGGAUAUGGAACAGGAGACGAAGGACUUUAUCAAAUUCUACAGCAGCAAAUGGAGGUCGAAGAGCAUAUUCCAAGUCCUCCUACGUUACCGUGCAGCCCGCUAUCAAGACCUCGUGCAAUUUUCGCAACAAGUACACCUGUUCAAUCAAGCGAUAGCGGGGACGCUGGAAGCGACGAAUGAACGAGUACCCUUAGAUAAAAUCGAUCCUGGCAUUAAAGCAUCCACAUACUUAGGCCAGAUGAAACCACCCCAAGUUCACAAGCUACCCUUCGACAUUUAUCACGAUAUGCCAUACUUCGAUACGAGUUAUAUGAACAAUCCCACGGGGAAAAAGAAGAGCGCAGGAUCCAUGUCGACCUCGGUGUCUGACGACGAGCACGAGCCCUGGGACGCGCCAUUAAGGAGACAAACGGUGCCUUGGCCCAACAGCAACGUUCGUACCAGAGACGUCGAGGUUCAAACGACGAACUCGCCACAUCGCGUGGCGCAACAAGACCCGUCGGGCAGCGAGGGACAGAGUUUGAUCAACACUCCGUUUUCCAGGGAUCCGAAUGUCCCGGUCCGAUGUCCACCGGAAGAUUCGAACCGGGCCAAAGCCGACAAUGUCGGAUCCCAGCUACCCGCGAUCGACCAUAGUCCUGCACGAUCUUCUAACGCUCAUAAUCCUCACUCAAAUAAUUACGAGAAUACUGGGUCAAUACGCUCUAAGAAGAAUGCACCGCCUCCUCCUAUUCCGCCAUUCGGCCAAGUGUCACCAGUCCCGCCGAGUCGCAGCUACGACGUUCACAACUUGGAGGCUCGAGCUAGAAAUAAUUUCGACAGCGGAAACGAUUGGGAAUUCGAUGACAAAGUUAAUCGGAAUACCAGCGCCGUCGCAAGCAAUCGUGUGAAUCCGAUACAUGAGCUGCAAAUGCUGGGCCGUAAGCACAGCAACGACGACGGCGAGGAUCAACCACCAUUCAAUUUUCAGGCGAUGCUAAGGAAAACUCCGCAUCAACGUGCCUCGAUGAAACGUACCGCCGUCUAUGAUAGUUACGCUCCUUCGCCCUCUCCAUACGGACGUCCGAUCAGUCGUGAGGAACACUACGAAUCCAACGUCGUUUACAGAAGCGGCGGAAGCCGGAGAGACUCCUCCGAGUGGAGUCCCAACGAAAUGAUAAGAAUGUCGGAGAAAUACGGUAGAGAAGGCGCCUGGUCUGCUGGUGGAGAUCGCAACGAUGCCGGCGACGUCUCCGAGAGCGUUACUACCGAACUAGCUCCUGGAAUCGUCGUCGAAGGCUACGUUUCCGAACUCUAAAUUUAUGAGAGAAAGAGAGAGAGAGAGAGAGAGAGAGAGAGACAGAGAGAGAGAGGGAUAGAGGAGAGAGAAAGAGAAAAAGAGAGAGAUAGAAAGAAAACGCGUCGCUAAUUACUUAGAAUAUAUUCUUGUACAUAUGUAUAUUUUACUGAAACUUUUUGAUAAAACAAUAGUCACAAUUUUUCGAUGUCAUAGUUGUUACGAAUAUCUUGAAAUGAGCUACAUAGAUUUUCCCUAGAAGAUCGAAAAUAUCUUCUGUCCGACGUACAAUAUUUCCUUUGAAACAAAGCGCCUCUCAGUGUCUGAAUACGUUCUGAGUGAUUAGCGACACGGCAUAUGGUAAGAAGAGAAUAUAUUUCGAUAAAAUUUU
This is a messenger RNA of Vespa mandarinia (Asian giant hornet), 5603 nucleotides long. RefSeq names its product STKc_myosinIII_N_like and MYSc_Myo21 domain-containing protein ninaC (gene ninaC). Gene Ontology annotation, cellular component: myosin complex. NCBI's taxonomy places the organism in Eukaryota, Metazoa, Arthropoda, Insecta, Hymenoptera, Vespidae. Gene Ontology annotation, biological process: regulation of actin filament length; peptidyl-serine phosphorylation. The record is from RefSeq and is a predicted model, not a curated record. Gene Ontology annotation, molecular function: ATP binding; protein serine/threonine kinase activity; microfilament motor activity.